GCCCCUUUCCCCGGGCUUCUCUCUUGCUCUUUCUCUCGGGAAGCUCCUGGACGUGAGCGGAGCUUCUGUGGUCCGCUUCUCCUUGCCUGCGCAGAGCCAGGAUGUCGUUCCGCUUCGGCUUCUACCGGAACACCACCACCCGGGAGCGCGUGGAGCGCCCCCAGGAGCGCCCCGUGGAGAUGGCCCCCGUGGGGCUCCCGCCUCGCAGCCUGCUGGACCACCUGGUGUGCGAGAUGCAGAACCACCUGGACGAGAUGGAGCGGAUGCGGCAGGUGCUGGCCGACGCCUACCCGCGCCUCUCCUCCUCGAGCGACCUGCGCCCGGCCGUCAAGGGCUCCUCGUCCCAGGAGGAGGAGAGCGACGACGGCGGGAGGAGCCUGUGCUACUGCCUGGACCUGCCGGGCUUCCUCCCGGAGGAGGUGUCCGUCAAGGUGGACGGGAGGAGAGUCUUCGCCACGGGCAAGCAGGACCGCCGCGGGAAAGGGCAGGACGGCUGCGUCUCGCACGAGCUCCGCGAGAUGCGCAAGGAGAUGCUGCUGCCGUCGGACGCCGACCCGUCGGGCAUGAGCUGCUGCUUCUUCCCCGACGAAGGCCGCCUCCGCAUCCAGACCCCGAGGGUCACUUCGGCUCCUCUGGCCGAGAAGAGGAGCGUCGCCAUCGCCAUCUGCAGGGUCGAGAACACCAACACCAACGCCAUCCCUCCGGCUGAUUGCAAAGAGGAGGCUCCGGCCAGCCCGGAGAAAGAAGCCCCUGCUGCCAAGUGAGAGCCAAGAAAGCCCGCCACCCCUUAGUCUACACUGCAAGGGUGUUGUUCCGCUUUGGGACACAGUUUUACGCGCGCCUUUUUUGCCCGUCGCGCGCCGCGGUUGGGUUUUGCGCACCGUUGCGCAAUUGUUUUUGGAGACUUUGGUUCGAGUUUCUUGGGAGUUUUUGGAGGCAUUUCCAAGGCAAACUUCUCUCCCCAUUCUCCAGGUGUUGGACGCUAACUCCCACCAUUCCUAGCAGCCGGUAGGCUGCUAGGAAUGGUGGGAGUUUGAGUCCGAAACACCCGGAGGGCUCAAUAGCUUUUGGAGACCUUUUGGUUCGAGUUUCUUGGGAUUUUUUGGAGGCAUUUCCAAGGCAAACUUAUCCCCCCCAUUCUCCAGGUGUUGGACUCUAAUUCCCACCAUUCCUAGCUGCUAGGAAUGGUGGGAGUUUGAGUCCAAAACACCCGGAGGGCGAAAUAGCUUUGGAGACCUUUUAGUUCGAGUUUUUGGAGACCUUUUGGUGGGAGUUUUUGGGGACCUUAAAAGACCACCUUAUGAUACGAAUCCUUGGAAAAGUUUUAGAGACUUUGACUUUUUGGAGUGAUACCUUCCAAAGCCCAGAGACACUCAGCCAUCUUAAGUUUGAAGCGCAUUAUAUACUGUCAAGUGUCACUCCACUAUCAAAUGGGAACAUAGAUCCAGCCCAAAGAAAGACAGUAUGGUUCCGGUUCCUUCUGUGUCUGAUGAAUUUUUGGAGGGACUUUACAAGAAGAUGCCGAAGAGAGUCCAACCUGUGCCUGACAAAAAACUUUGGCAAAUGGGGGAAAAGUCAAGGAAAUGUGUGCCUAAUGAAUUGCAAAGAGUUCUUGGUUUUGUCUGUUUCAAUAAAAGUUGGUUUUCGGAGCAUACUA
Anolis carolinensis (green anole) is the source of this 1657-nucleotide messenger RNA. It is a transcript of the gene hspb9, whose product is annotated as heat shock protein family B (small) member 9. Gene Ontology annotation, biological process: protein refolding; response to heat. The transcript is spliced from 2 exons. Gene Ontology annotation, cellular component: cytoplasm; nucleus. Bases 102 to 764 code for a protein of 220 amino acids. The record is from RefSeq and is a predicted model, not a curated record. NCBI's taxonomy places the organism in Eukaryota, Metazoa, Chordata, Lepidosauria, Squamata, Anolidae.